CUACGGAGUAAUAAUAAGCAGAGGCCGCAAAAGGGAUUCAAUUUGUUCUUGGUAACAUCACAGGGUACCGGCGGAUCUGAGACCAUCCGCCACAAUCACGAGAGGGAGUUACCGGCAGAUCUUCCACCGCGACGUGAGGGGAUUUGUUUCGACGGUGGGAUUUCAUCCCUGGUGACGGCAAUUCUGCGCAUCCAACUUCGAUUGGAGGGAGACAGGCUUCCCUACGGUGGCUGAUUUUCAUGACCAGAGACCGAGACGUACUGCACACACGCCUCAAAUUGCGCCAAGAUGGAGUCGCGCCCGACUGAGAGAACACGCGUCUUGGCUCUCCAGCAACGGCGGGAUUUCAGCAUCGACGCCAGCGAGAUGAGUCAUUUUGCCUGAUUACUAAUUUUAUUUUUGUAGUGUUGUAUAUUUCUUGGAACGAAAAUAAAAUUUAAAGAGAUUGAUGUGUGAAUUAGCUAGCAUAAAGAGAAGAGAUCGGGUUUACCUAGGGUUUCAAAAUUUAUCUAUAAUUUCUUAAGAUGUGUAGAAAUUUCUAUUUCAAUUGCUUAAAUUGGCUUAUUUCUUUUUACAAUUGCUUUUUGGUGUUUGUAUUUGAAUUUGAGUAAUUGUUUUUUAGGAAUUGUGUCCAUGUUUUGUCAAUUCCAGAAAAUGAUUCUAAUUUGAGAUUAUCUGGCUACAAUAGGACCAAUAUUUCUUUAGGGCCUUUAAUUAGUUUUUCUUCUGCAGUUGAGAUGCUUCUAGUCCUUCUACCCAUCAUGGAUCUCUUGGUUUCUUGUAUUGCAAAACUACCUAUUUCAUCAUCAUCCGUUAUAGUGUGAACCAAGAUCCAGUCCAACAAUUUCUUCAUUUCUUAUCUUAUUGAACUUUUACAAUACUCUUUAUUGUAUAUUAAAACUAAUUUUUUUAAAUUAAUUACAGAUAUCGAAGUGUAGAUAUCACUUUAAGUAUGAGUAGAUAUCACUAUAGUUAUGAGUCCGGAUGCCCUUUCAAAAGUCUUUUUCUUUAGUUAAAACCUCUAUUGUGACAUGCUUUUGUUAUUAAACUAGCACUAUCUUCCAGUGAAGCUCACAUGCAAUAGUGAUAGGUUUUACGAGUACUCAUUUAAUAGGAAUGAGUUAGUCUUACCUUUGAACUAUUAUUAAAUCAGUAGUUCUCUCUAUUAUGAGACCUAAUUAUUCUUCCCGAGAGCAUUUGCAAAAAUACCAUGAAGGGUCAACUAAAUCUGCAUCAAAUACCUCCAGUGUACCUUCCAAUGGGGGAUCUGUGACACCUAAUAAUGCAAAAUUUGGUAAAAGGAAAUGGCAUUUAGAGCUGCUUGCGAGGAGGCUGUUGGCUCAACUACCAAAAUACAUGCAAAAUACAUGCGGUGAGCUUUGGCGAGAAUCCAUCACAGUAAGGUUCCCAUGCCACCAGGCAGGUCCAAGCUUAUUUGGGACUUGGGAGAAGGUUGAAGACAUUAAGAUGAAACACUAUUACUUUGAAAAAGUGUAAACAUCAUAAGUUAGAAUGUUUCAGUGAUAUUAUGAGAGGAAUAUAAUGAAUAAUGCCAGAAGAGCUCAUAAGUUGUCUGGGAACCAUUACACUGUGGUAGUAAAGUUUUUGAAUGCUCAAAAUCAAGGUGGAUUGCUUCUUGAAUUGACUUCUACUUUCUAUACCAGAUAAAGUUGCAGAAUUAUGUUGACAAAUUGAGAGAUUAAGGCCUCAGAUGUUUGUUGUACACUUGUCUUUAGUUCUAGACUUCUAGAAAACAUAAUACUUCUGCUCUUAUAUGUUUACUGAGAGUUUUGGUUACAUUUGAGAGAUAAAGACAUGUGUUAUAAUAUGGUAUAUUCUUCUUUAUUGUGCACGAGUUCGUUUAACCUAUACAAAGCAGAUAUUCUAUUGUGUCUUGCCUUUAGUUCUCUUGUAGUUUAAAUCAAAGAUGGUCGUAUCCAAAUGAUCAUUUAGAA
Messenger RNA from Cuscuta epithymum, 1955 nucleotides. NCBI's taxonomy places the organism in Eukaryota, Viridiplantae, Streptophyta, Magnoliopsida, Solanales, Convolvulaceae. The record is from the annotation of a GenBank genome assembly.